This is a messenger RNA of Tigriopus californicus, 3127 nucleotides long. RefSeq lists its product as uncharacterized. The transcript is spliced from 12 exons. Gene Ontology annotation, molecular function: catalytic activity. The record is from RefSeq and is a predicted model, not a curated record. Bases 248 to 2983 code for a protein of 911 amino acids. Lineage: Eukaryota; Metazoa; Arthropoda; Copepoda; Harpacticoida; Harpacticidae. Gene Ontology annotation, biological process: trehalose biosynthetic process. Gene Ontology annotation, cellular component: alpha,alpha-trehalose-phosphate synthase complex (UDP-forming); cytosol.
CAUGAAGCGGGUUUCUCUUGGGGAUGUUGUUUUAAGUGUGAGUGAGUGAGUGCGGCAUUCUGUCGUUGUCAAGUCGUUCCAUUACUUUGUCACUCAAGUUUGAAACAAAGCGAGACAGCUUGGAAAAAGGCAGUAAUCUCUCGCUCGAACUUGGCUCGAAUUGAGCUUCAAUUGAGCGUCGUUUUGAGCUCCUCAAAGGCCACCAAUAGAUACACGAAGACGGGAAGAGAAUUUCUGCAGUGACACGAUGAAGGUUCUCCUCGAAGAAGGCUUCCAAGGCACCCAAUUGCCCAACGGGUUCAUUCUUAAUGGCGGUCCCAGAGAGAUGAUCAGGGAAACCAAGAGCGAAGAUAAGCAGAAUAGAGCUGCAGCUUCGCUCAUUGUGGUCUCAAAUCGACUUCCAUUCGUUUUGAAAAGAGAAGAGGAUGGAACGCUAACCAGAAAAGCCAGUGCCGGCGGUUUGGUCACGGCCGUGGCUCCCGUGGUCGUGGACAACCAUGGAAUCUGGGUGGGCUGGACGGGUCUGGAUGACUUUGACGAAGAAACGGAAGUCAUCCCGGAGUCGAGUCCGGAUGACAAGGCGCCCACAGCGGGCUUAAGGCCCGAUCAAGCCAUUCCAUUGAGUGUGAAUCCCAAACUCUUUGACGAAUACUACAAUGGUUGUUGCAAUGAAACCUAUUGGCCUUUGUUCCAUUCGAUGCCCGACAGGGCCGUGUUCAACCGGGAUCAUUGGAAGGCCUACCAGGAUGUGAAUGACAUUUUUGCUCAAAAGACGUUGGAGGCAGUCCGAUCGGUUCACGAGAAGCGAAUGGCCAUCCCUGACUGCUCCAGACCGGAUCCGCCCAUUGUUUGGAUCCACGAUUAUCAUCUAAUGCUCGCUGCCAACGCCAUUCGUGAUGGAUGCAACGAUGAGGGACUUCAAGUUCGGAUGGGUUUCUUUCUUCAUAUUCCAUUCCCAUCGUUUGAUAUCAUUCGGAUUUUCCCAUGGGUGGACGAAAUUCUUAUGGGAAUGCUUGGAUGCGAUUUGGUCGGAUUUCAUAUAGGAGACUAUUGCUUGAACUUCUUGGAUUGUUGUCAGCGAUGCUUAGGAUGCCGAACGGACAAGAAUAAGAUGUUCGUUGAGCAUUGUGGUCGCCGGGUGAUGGUGCGAGCCUUGCCCAUUGGUAUUCCGUAUCACAAGUUUGAAUCCUUGUCCCGAAUUGCUCCACGUGUGUUCCCCAGUGAUAUGAAGAUCAUUCUGGGUGUGGAUCGAUUGGACUAUACCAAAGGAUUGGUGGCCAGAUUGAAGUCGUUGGAGCGAAUGUUUAAGAAAUAUCCCAAAUGGAUCGGCAAGGCAAUCUUUAUUCAGGUGGCCGUGCCUUCACGCGUGGACGUGGCCGAAUACAAAGAGCUGAAAGAGACCAUCGAUCGGUUGGUGGGGCAUAUCAAUGGAGAGUUCUCCACGCCGUCUUGGUCUCCUAUUCGAUACAUCUUUGGCAGUGUCAACCAGGAUCAACUCGUGGCGUUUUACCGAGAUGCUAACGUGGGUCUCAUUACGCCUUUGAGGGAUGGCAUGAAUCUCGUGGCCAAGGAGUUCGUUGCCUGUCAGAGCGAGAGCGACCCGGGAGUGCUCAUCCUCUCCCCGUUUGCCGGAGCAGGAGGAUUGAUGCAAGAAGCAUUGCAGGUCAAUCCUUACGAGACAGACAAUGUGGCUGAUGUCGUGGACCGCGCCCUUGAAAUGAGUUUGGACGAAAGGAAGCUCCGGAUGAACCAACUGAAGAAACGCGAGAAGCGAAUGGAUGUAGAUGCGUGGGUUCGCAGCUUUCUCUCUGGAAUGGACAGUCUUCUUGUUCCCUCGGUGCGGCCCAACCACGAUGAAAAUGUGGAUCGUCUACUCGGGAACGGUCCUUGCACCAAUGAGUUCGAGGCCACCCUGGGCCCCUCCGUUGAGAUGUCCACCAAAUUGGGUGUCAUUAUUGAUUUUGAUGGAACACUGGCGUGCUUGGCGCGAACACCAGAAUUGGCCAUCAUCGCUCCUGAGGCCAAGAAAACCCUAGAGCGACUCUCAAAGAUGUCGGAUGCUCAUAUUGCCAUCAUCUCAGGUCGUCAAUUGGACGAUCUCAUCCGAAAAGUCGGCGUGGAGGGUAUCACUUACGCCGGUUGUCAUGGACUCGAGAUUCUGCACCCUGAUGGACAGAAGUUCUCCCACACCAUUCCCCAGGAUUACCUUGACCGUUUGAAUCUCUUGGAAAAAGAGCUCAAGGAGACCGUGGCCAUUCACGGAGCGUGGGUAGAGCAUAAGCACCUGCUCGUGGCCUGGCAUUUCCGCGAGGUGGACAAAGGCAAACGGGAAUCCUUGAUCGCCCAUGCCAAGGCUGUUUAUGCCAAGCACAACUUCCAAGUGUUGGCCGUGUCCAAACGAAUUGAGAAUCUGCCCCCUUCGGGCUUUGAUCGGGGCGAUUCAUGUUUUCAUAUUCUCCGAAGCAUCUUCGGCGUCGAUUGGGAGGAGAGAGUCACGGUUGUGUAUGCUGGUGAUUCGGCCGCUGAUGAGUUUGCCAUCACCAAAUUGAAAGGCGUGGCCCACACAUUCCGAGUGACAAACGAGGAUACUUCCGCUAUUACCAAGACAAGUGCCGACUAUUGGAUUGCAGGGCCCGAUGGAGUUUUGGAUUUGCUUCGCUUUUUGGAGCGGAAAUUGUUGGGACGUUCUCCUCAAUCUGUUUCACGAGCGUCUUCCGUCAUCUCCGUCGGUGGAUUGGAUAGAGAUGUGAUUGAAAUGGUCGUGGACGACGCCGGUAAUCAGCAUCCCACCCAAAUUCGUCGGAGAACUUCGUCACACGGCAGCAUGGGACAACGGCCCCCAAGGUCAAGAGCGGCCUCCAUGGGCAGUCAAGGAGGGACCACGACCACAAGUGUGGCCACUCUACAUAAACGAGCUCUCAAUAAGCACAUGCACUCUCGAUAUAGUCGAGAUGAGACCACCUCGGGUGUUUCGCCUUUCUGAGUGAUGCCAGCCAAGUGAGGUUGAAACGUACUUCAAGGAUUGAAUGUGAGACACUCGCUCUCACACUCGCAUACACACACCAACGUUCAACGAUGAAAUCCGAGAUGUUUUGUAUUGUUAAAUUACCAUUAUUUUCGAGGAAAA